GGGACUGUCGCGCGGGCCGCGCCGGCGAUGCCGCGCCCCCGGGCCGGGCUGUAGCGGGGCCGGGGCGGAGUGCGCGCCGGGCAGGCCGGACAUGGAGGUGGUGGACGAGACGGAGGCGCUGCAGCGCUUCUUCGAAGGCCACGACAUCAACGGCGCCCUGGAGCCCUCCAACAUAGACACCAGCAUCCUGGAGGAGUACAUCAGCAAGGAGGAUGCCUCCGACCUCUGCUUCCCUGACAUCUCUGCUCCAGCCAGUGCGGCCUCCUACCCCCACGGGCAGCCCGCGAUCCCCGGCUCCAGCGGGGUCCAUCACCUGAGCCCCCCUGGGGGUGGACCCUCCCCGGGGCGCCAUGGCCCCCUCCCACCCCCGAGCUACAGCGCCCCACUCAACUGCAACAACAACAACGGCAUGGGGGCCGCUCCCAAGCCCUUCCUGGGGGGCUCUGGGCCCCCCAUCAAGGCGGAGCCCAAGGCUCCCUAUGCCCCAGGCACCCUGCCAGACUCUCCCCCAGACUCGGGCUCCGAGGCCUACUCCCCCCAGCAGGUGAAUGACCCCCAUCUCCUGCGUACCAUCACCCCUGAGACCCUCUGCCAUGUGGGGGUGCCCUCCCGCCUGGAGCACCCGCCCCCACCUCCAGCCCAUCUACCAGGCCCCCCCCCACCGCCGCCGCCACCGCCGCCCCCCCCGCCGCCCCCCCCGCCUCACUACCCCGUCCUGCAGCGAGACCUGUACAUGAAGGCCGAGCCCCCGAUGCCCCCCUACACCGCCCUGGGGCAGGGGCUGGUGCCCACCGAUCUCCACCACACCCAGCAGUCCCAGAUGCUGCACCAGCUGUUGCAGCAACACGGAGCCGAGCUCCCCACACACCCCUCCAAGAAGAGGAAGCACUCCGAAUCACCCCCCAACACCCUCAAUGCCCAGAUGCUGAAUGGAAUGAUCAAACAGGAGCCCGGGACCGUGACGGCCCUGCCCCCACACCCAGCUCGAGCCCCAUCCCCACCCUGGCCUCCCCAGGGCCCGCUCUCACCCGGGCCUGGCUCCUUGCCCCUCAGCAUCGCCAGGGUCCAGACGCCACCUUGGCACCCACCAGGUGCACCCUCACCAGGUCUCCUGCAGGACAAUGAUAGCCUCAGUGGCUCCUACCUGGACCCCAACUACCAGUCCAUCAAGUGGCAACCACAUCAGCAGAACAAGUGGGCGACGCUGUACGAUGCAAACUACAAGGAGCUGCCCAUGCUCACAUACCGCGUGGACGCCGACAAGGGCUUCAACUUUUCGGUGGGCGACGACGCCUUCGUGUGCCAGAAAAAGAACCACUUCCAGGUGACCGUGUACAUUGGCAUGCUGGGUGAGCCCAAGUAUGUCAAGACGCCCGAAGGCCUCAAGCCCCUGGACUGCUUCUAUCUGAAGCUGCACGGAGUGAAGCUGGAGGCACUGAACCAGUCCAUCAACAUCGAGCAGUCACAGUCAGACCGGAGCAAGCGGCCCUUCAACCCUGUCACGGUCAAUCUGCCCCCCGAGCAGGUCACGAAGGUGACCGUGGGGAGGCUGCACUUCAGCGAGACCACGGCCAACAACAUGCGCAAGAAGGGCAAACCCAACCCCGACCAGAGGUACUUCAUGCUGGUGGUGGCCCUCCAGGCCCACGCACAGAACCAGAACUACACGCUGGCCGCCCAGAUCUCGGAACGCAUCAUUGUGCGGGCCUCCAAUCCAGGCCAGUUUGAGAGUGACAGCGACGUGCUCUGGCAGCGGGCGCAGGUGCCCGAUACCGUCUUCCACCACGGCCGUGUGGGCAUCAACACGGACAGGCCCGACGAGGCGCUGGUGGUGCAUGGCAACGUCAAGGUCAUGGGCUCGCUCAUGCACCCCUCGGACCUGAGGGCCAAGGAGCACGUGCAGGAGGUGGACACCACCGAGCAGCUGAAGAGGAUUUCGCGCAUGCGGUUGGUGCACUACAGAUAUAAACCGGAGUUUGCCGCCACUGCCGGCAUCGAGGCCAUGGCGCCAGAAACGGGUGUCAUCGCCCAGGAGGUGAAGGAGAUCCUGCCCGAGGCCGUGAAGGACACUGGUGACGUGGUCUUUGCCAAUGGGAAAACCAUAGAGAACUUUCUGGUGGUGAACAAGGAGCGCAUCUUCAUGGAGAACGUGGGUGCCGUGAAGGAGCUGUGCAAGCUGACAGACAACCUGGAGACGCGCAUCGAUGAGCUGGAGCGCUGGAGCCACAAGCUGGCCAAGCUGCGGCGCCUCGACAGCCUCAAGUCCACGGGCAGCUCGGGCGCCUUCAGCCAUGCAGGGAGCCAGUUCAGCCGGGCAGGCAGCGUCCCACACAAGAAAAGGCCCCCCAAAGUGGCCAGCAAGUCAUCGUCUGUGGUCCCAGACCAGGCCUGCAUCAGCCAGCGCUUCCUGCAGGGAACCAUCAUUGCCCUGGUGGUGGUCAUGGCCUUCAGCGUGGUGUCCAUGUCCACACUGUACGUGCUGAGCCUGCGCACCGAGGAGGACCUCGUAGAGACCGAUGGCUCUUUUGCUGUGUCCACUUCCUGUCUCCUGGCCCUGCUCCGGCCCCAGCACCCUGGGGGGAGUGAGGCCAUGUGCCCAUGCAGGUCCAGCCAGAGCUUUGGGACCACUCAGCUCCGACAGUCCCCUGUGACCACUGGGUUGCCAAGCACACAGCCCUCCGUGCUGCUGGUGACCACCGGCCUGCCCGGCUUGGCCCCAGCUCCAGCCCUCCGCACCUUGGACCUGUGCUCCAGAUACCCUUGUCCCGUCGUCUGCUGCUCCUCCCCCAGCCCCAGCCCCAUCACGGACCCCAGUCUUGGCCCCAGCUUUCAUCCCGGCCACGGUCUCAGCCCCAGCCCCAGCCCCUCCACCAACCGCUCAGGCUCCAGCCAGAUGGCCCUGCUACCCGUCACCAACAUCAGAGCCAAGUCCUGGGGCCUGUCAGCCAAUGGCAUUGGCUACUUCAAGCGUCCAAAGAGCUCGGACCCUAUGGCCAGCCCCAUGGUCCCCUUUCCUGGGGGCCAGGGCAAAGGCAAGAACAGCCUCGGCCUUGGUCUCCAUGGCCGAGGCCGCCGAGGGGCCCCCCAGCCUGGCCUGAGCCCUGCUCAGCCCACUCAGGCCCAGGACCAGCCAGACCCAGUGCCAUCCCUGACCUCCAUCCAGGUGCUGGAGAAUUCAAUGCCCAUCACCUCCCAGUACUGUGCUUCAGAGGAUGCCUGCAGGCCUGGAAACUUCACCUACCACAUCCCUGUCAGCAGCAGCACCCCACUGCACCUCCGCCUGACCCUGCAGAUGAACUCCUCGUCCCCCGUGUCGGUGGUGCUGUGCAGCCUGAUGUCCAAGGAGCAGCCGUGUGAGGAGGGGGGCUUCCCACAGAGCCUCCACGCCCACCAGGACACCCAGGGCACCUCCCACCAGUGGCCAGUAACCAUCCUGUCCUUCCGCAGAUUCACCUACCACUUCCGGGUGGCCCUGCUGGGUCAGGCCAACUGCAGCGCGGAGGCCCUGGUCCAGCCGGCCACGGACUACUACUUCCACUUCUACCGCCUUUGUGACUGAGCUGCCCUCCACCGGGCAGUGCCACACCAGGGCCUGGGGGUCCCCGGGUGCCCUUUCCACACUGGAUGCAGUGAUGUUACACUGGAGCCCGCCGCCUGCUCGCUCUCGCCGCUCACUGGCAUGCCCUCAGAGACGGAGCUGGCACAGCCCUCCCCGCACCUGUGAAACUGGAAGUCCUCACACUGGAGCUGCUGUCCCUGCUGGCGGCCCCCCCCAACACCACGGAGGGGGCUGGCGAGACCUGCUGGGCCGGCCCCAUCCCCGCCUGUCCAGAUACGGCUGAUGGAGGGCUGGCUGCAGGUGCCCCGGAGGCAGGGCAAGCUUGUGACUCUGUUCAGAGCUCACCCUCCUUGCCUCCCCUUUGGUGACCGGGAGUCACCCCUUUGGAGAGAGGACCUGGCUUGAGCCCUCAGACUUGGCUGGACCCUGAGUCGGUGGGGGGCGGCGGCCCUCACCCUCGAAGCUGCUCCCUGGGGCGGGCUAGCUUGUGGACUUUUUAGGUUCGUCUGUUACUGGACUUGGACUUCUAAGCUUUAAGCGUGGCCUAGGAGGUCUCUUCUCCCUGGAGGGCUUGUCUCCACGAGCUCCCGGGGCAGCUAAGCCAGCCCUGGGUGGGCUCGCGACCGACCACGUGCCUUGUAUACACUUAGUGCCUGGCUGAACUGGGGCGGGGGGGAUCAGUGGGCCAGCUAAGCCUUGGACCCUCGGACCUGGAGUACCCUGAAGGGAGCCCUCAGAUGGUGCUGUGGCCCCAUGGCCUGGGCUCCUGGGAACCUCCUGAGCUCACAGUGGUCUCUGAGCAGAGGAGCAGGAAUCCCUGCAAGGCGGCAGGCUGGUUGGUCUUGGCUGGUAGGUGGAUGCAAACAGCUCUGCUGUUAUUAACGAAGCAAUGACUAAAAUGCACUUAAACCGGGGCAGGAGUGGAAGGCUGGAGACAGCUGAGAGCAGGCCAGAGCCCUGGGGGAGACACUUGCAAAGGCAAGGUCCAGGCUCUGAUCUGUCCCCAAGAGCCCGACACCCACCCCACUGCUGACCACCGAGGCUGGCCUCUCCCUUCACUUGACUGCUGGGGGCCUCACCUCCCAGACUGAGGGCUCCUGUGCUGGGCUCAGAUAGCCAGGCAGUGCGCCCCAGUCCUGCCCACUCCUCCUGGGCAGAGUGGUGGCUGGACGUUGUUUCAAGUGCCAACAUUAGCCUUUCUUAGUGGGUAUCUGGAGCAUUCUGAAGCCACCUCCAGGCUCACGGAAGGAGAGUGGAAAUCUUUGCCAGGUCAGCCAUGGGUCCAGAAAUUGCCGUCCUUGCCCCAUGAUGUUGUGUGGCCUCUCUGGGAGCCAGGCCUUGGGCCUUCUACCUCUCAUUCUCAGCUUUGAGUGGGAGGCCUUUCUGUGGGAGAGCCGAAUCGUGACGAAGCCUGGGAACUGGGGGCCCCCUUCUGCAGUGGAUGUCAAAGCACCUGUCCUCAGGAGAGGGAAACCCUGGGGGAGGUGGGGGUAGCAAGGAUACCCGGUCCCCUCCCCUCCUCCUGCCAUAGGAAUGACACGGCUCCUGACACCAGGCGGGGGGUGGGGGGCCUAGCUUAGGACUUAGUGCUCUCCUUCCUCCCUCGGGGGAGCUCUCCCUCAAUGCCUUAAAACUGCCGGGCUUUGCCCGUCUAAUAGGAUUCCAGGGCUUCCUCAGUGGGGGCCCAAGUUCUUGGACCGUAGCCCCUCUAUGCUUAACUGGAAAGUGACCCUCCACUGCCACCUGGAGCCGUCUGGACACAGAAUCGCCCCAGUCUGGUUAGCAGCUGGCUGUUUCCAUGCCUGGGGAGGUGGUCCUCAGUGCAGAGGUUGGGGCCAAGCUGAGGUUCCAAGCUGCUCAAUGAAGCGGGGGGCGGGGGGGUCCAACCUUGGACCAAAGUUGCCUUGAGCCCAGUAAGGUGAAAGCGGGAAGGCCAGCGGGCCACCUGCGAGAGGCUGACAGUGGCUGGCAGGCGCUGUGAGUGGGUGUCUUGGCUCCAUCCCCUACCUGGGGUCCAGCAGCCUACCCCUCCCUCCCUCUCUCCCCUUUGACAUAGACUCCUGUAGCCCCUGGGCUAAUUUCCCCCAAGCUUCAAGCUGUACAUAGGGCCUCUCAAUGCACAAGUGCCCCGCCCACGUUACAUACCCCUCCAUGCCUGCGUGUGCAUAUAGCGCCCCCCCCACUCUUAACUCCCUGUUCCUGCCCCUGCGCUUUGACUCGUAUUUAUCUCGUACCAGUUCUGACUCUGGAGUGGGCAGAGGGAAGCAGCCUCAGGCCUGCUUGCUUCCUGACCGCUGAACUGUUCUUUUCCAAAGUAAAUAUACGUAUAUAAAUAAAUGUAUAAAUACUGCUUUGUAUCUGA
This is a messenger RNA of Phacochoerus africanus (Common warthog), 5921 nucleotides long. It is a transcript of the gene MYRF, whose product is annotated as myelin regulatory factor. Lineage: Eukaryota; Metazoa; Chordata; Mammalia; Artiodactyla; Suidae. The record is from RefSeq and is a predicted model, not a curated record. Gene Ontology annotation, biological process: central nervous system myelin maintenance; positive regulation of DNA-templated transcription; protein autoprocessing. The coding region runs from base 92 to 3559 and encodes 1155 amino acids. The transcript is spliced from 27 exons. Gene Ontology annotation, molecular function: DNA-binding transcription factor activity; sequence-specific DNA binding. Gene Ontology annotation, cellular component: nucleus; endoplasmic reticulum membrane.